Molecule: messenger RNA, 2475 nt
Organism: Cyclocybe aegerita
Lineage: Eukaryota; Fungi; Basidiomycota; Agaricomycetes; Agaricales; Hemipholiotaceae
Source: the annotation of a GenBank genome assembly
AAUGGCUUCUUUGUUCUCUCCCAGAGGCGACCCUUCUGCUCUAGUUGGAAUUACACUUUCAACACUGGGAUUUCUCGUUUUCGUUUCGCGUGUUUUGCUGAAGACGCGCUCAACCCAAGCCACUCAAGCCACUAGCGCCGUCGGCACGGAGCCAGAAGCGAAAGAAGAGGCUUCCAACGACAAACAGCCUGACAUUCCUCUGGCUGGAGAAACAUCUAGUAAACAUCCGGAGACAGACGCGGAGAUUUCGACAUCCACUUCGGAAGACGAAGAACCUACCGCGCCAACAUCACUAACUGAGCCCGACACGAGUUCCGCGUUCGAUGAAACAAAACAGGACUCUAGCGCGCUAUCCUCAGUUCCCAAAGACCAAGUUGGCCUUUUGGUGACAACAGAACUUGAGCAGGCUGUGAAGGAAUGCAAGCAGAAGGUGGAGAGGAUCGCGAGGGAAUGCCGGGCCGCGAACAGAAAGUUCAGGGACAUCGAAUUCGACCUGGAGAACGAUACCCUUUUCACCCACGAUGGCCUCUGGAGUUCCGAGUUGCAAAUACCACCGGGUGUGCGUCGUGUUUCGGAGAUCUUCGAAAACCCGCAGUUCUUCGUGGACGGAGCGAGUUCGAGUGACAUUGUGCAGGGAAAGUUGGGCGAUUGUUGGUUCCUGUCCGCUUUGUCGACUGUGGCAACGUCCCCGGGGGUGAUCGAGAAAUGUUGUGUUGCGAGAGACGAAGAUGUCGGUGUUUAUGGUUUCGUUUUCUUUCGAGAUAGUUACUGGGUCAACGUCGUCAUCGAUGGUCAACUAUUCUGGUCCCUUCCGAAGUUCGAAGAACUCAGCGUGCAAGAACAAGAGCUCUACCACGACGAUAAAGAGAUGUACAAAAAGAUGGCACGUAAUGCGAACAAAGGAUUACCGUUUGCCAAAUCUGCCACACCCGGAGAGACGUGGGUGCCGCUCAUAGAGAAAGCGUACGCGAAGCUGCAUGGAGAUUACCAUUCUCUUCAUGGAGGGAGAGAGUCGGAGGCCGUUGAGGAUCUUACUGGAGGUGUUUCUAUCAUGUUGAAGACAGCGGACAUCCUCGAUACCGACCGCUUCUGGCAAGAAGAGCUUGUCCACGCCAACACCACCGCACGGCUCUUCAGCGUCUCCUUCGCCACUCUCGACACCUCUCGCUUGACCGACCCGGAAGACUUCAGCGAACGUAACCAGACUGUGCUCGGGCUGUACGGCGGACACGCAUAUGCGGUAUUGCGCGUGAAGGAAUGCAAGGGGAAGCGGUUCAUCGUCCUCCGGAACCCGUGGGGCUGGGCCGAGUGGACGGGCGCGUGGUCGGAUGGGUCGAAGGAGUGGCAGGGCGAGUGGUUGGAGGUGCUGAAGGAGCUAGACCAUGCACUUGGAGACGAUGGGGAGUUUGUUAUGGAAGAUUCUGAUUUCUUGAAGACUUGGUCGUUGAUCCAAAGAACGAUAAUCUUUAACUCGAGCUGGGUGAUGUCCUCUCACUGGCUGCGACUGGCUCCUCGACCGGAUCUUCAUCCGUGGACAUUUGGUGAUGUGUUUGUCAAUUUCACACUCCCAAUCGCGUCUGAAGCGAUGAUCGUCCUCUCUCAGCUCGACGGUCGUUUCUUCCGAGGCGUCAGUGAAAUGUCACUCUGGAGUCUCGAUUUUGUGGUCUGCAAGCGUGGCAAGAAGGAUAUCAGGGGCGAGUCGUACGCGGGAACCCUGUAUCAGAGGAGUGUCUCUUGUGAACUUGACCUCGAUGCUGGGGAAUAUGUCGUCUUGGACUACUUCGACGAUAGGGUGAAGCUAUGGGAUAAACGGAAACUUGCGAGGGUGUUGACCGAAAGAACAAAAUCAAGAUCUAUCGCCUCUGACUAUGAUACCAACUCUCAGGAAAUUUUUAUCCCCAAACAUCUGCCCGCCGCUAUCCAUGAAGACUUUCCUCACAGCGAAAGCGAAAGCGACAGCCACGAGCAAGAGCAAGAGUCAAAGGGUUCAAAAAAAGAUCCAAAUGGACCUGGAACGUUUGCAAUGACGACCACAACGACGACUACCACAACUACUAGUACUAUCGUUGUGGUUGAGAAAAAGAAAGCAUCAGGAUCCACUAAAGAGCGCCCGUCCUCCGAGAAGACCGGCACUUUGACAAGUCAGCUUCCCUCGGCCACCCCAAUGCCGAGGUCAUCGAGGGACGACGAGCCAACUUCAGAUUGGCCAUCGACGAACGCGGAAUACGAGUACAUGAAUGGGUAUUACCUCUACCUCGAUGAGGCAGGCAACCCUGUCAGCGAACCAGUGCCCACAUUGCUCGCCCGGCCAGUCGCGAAGGAAGAUCGGCCUGGCGCUGUAGAUGGCUUGGGCACUGGGAAGAAAGUGAAUGAAGUGACGGGAGAAGAUGAAAAUGAGCAUCCUUUAUUCUUAGGGUUGAGGGUGUACACAAAAAAGGAGGCUGUGGUUCUGGUCAGGGGGCGCUUGAAGGACUG